AUGGACCCGAGCUCCAGCGCUUCUUCUGUUCCGCCUGCCUUAACCGUGCAGGUGUGUUUCCCAUCUGUGCGUGCGGCUGUUCUGGAUAACCUGAAUCACCAACGAGAGGAGGGCAGGUUGUGUGACCUCUCCAUUCACGUACAAGGCAAAGUUUUCAAGGCCCACCGUUGUGUGCUUGCUGCAUCCUCGCCUUACUUUCAUGAUCAGGUGUUGCUGAAAAAUGUGACAACGGUUUCCCUCCCCUCCGUCAUGGACCCGGUGGCAUUUGAGAGCGUGUUAAGUUCGGCGUACACUGGUCAACUGAGCAUCGUUCACGAUGAUAUCGUCAAUUACGUGACAGUGGCUAGCUUCCUGCAGAUGUGGCACAUCGUAGACAAAUGCACAGAGAUUUUGAAGAGGCCCCGGCCCGCGGCGGAUGCGUCUCUACCGGACGCAUCAGCGGUUCAGGCCAGGCAGCAGUCACCAAGCAGCACUGACUGUUUGUACAUAGAGAGAGAGGGGAGAAGGAAAGACGUCAAACCUGACGCGCUACCUCCUUUAGCGACUUGGAGGCGCCCGCAGCAGUUUUCAAGAUGGGGGAGUUCACGGCCGACCUUAGCACAGCACUCGGCCGACUCGCAAGUUGAUUGCCUCCCGUACACAGAGGCCGAUGACGCUUCCUGCGAAGACGCGAGCCACAGUAAAAGCGGACUGUUUAUUCAAGGUGGUCCCAGUUCUGAGACAUUCAAGCUGAAAAGCAGGUGUCCAACACGUGCAGCUCUGCAUGAGAAGAACUUCAGCCGUGAGGGCAGUGAAACACAGCAGAGGAAGAAGGAGAGAAGAGAACUUGAAGCAGAUGAAGGUGUCGGAGAAGAAGUGGUGGAAAAGAAGGAAGGGUUUGCACACACAGGUGAUUCACGGCCCGUUUUAGUUGAGAAUGAGGACUCCAGACGAGCCAUGCUGAAGGUGAGUUUGGCGGACGUACGCGAUAAAGGGCAGAUGUCCAGCGUACCUCCCAGCCACAAAGCGGAAAGUCAUUUGGGAGAACCUUGCGUCGUUUUAGCCCGUGCACAGUGGCAAGCGAGCGCCUGGUCUCAACAAGAAUCCAGAUCGGAAGUGGUCGCUAAACCCGAAACGGCCCUCCAGUGUCUCAACUCGGAAACGUACGACGAAAUUGAAGACGGGACUGGUCAAGUUUCCCAAAGGCCCCUGGUGCCAACAUCUCCCGACUUCAACAUGGCCGCCUCAGAGAGCGGCUGGCUCUCCCCCACCAUGGCGGCCGGCACUUCAUCGCUAACCGUUUCCGCUCGCCAUCUUCCCCCCUCUUCCGCUAACCCGCCUCCUCCUUCUUCACCCCCGACCCCGUCGUCGUCCUCCCACGUGACGGCGGCCGGCGCCCCUUACGCGGGCAAAGUCCACUUCUGCCACUGCGGCAAAGCCUUCACGCUGAAGAGCAUGCGCGACCGUCACGUGAAAAUGCAGCACCUCAACCUACGCCCCUUCGCUUGCCCCGUGUGCAACAAGUCCUUCAAGAUGAAGCACCACCUCACCAAGCACCUCAAAACUCACGGGGGUCUCCGGCCGCACGAAUGCGGCGUCUGCGGGAAGAAAAUCAUCUGGCGGGAUAGCUUCCUUCGCCAUCAAGCUAGGUGCGAAAGGCUCGCGUCCUCCGCGAACCCUCAGACCGACGCGGAUGACGGUUACGCGUACAACUUCGACGGAGGGGACGCGUUUCUGUCCAUGGGCGGGCAAGUGAAAGUUGAAGAAGUAGACUUUCAGGGAGAAAUGGAGGACGGGAUGAGCGGCUUGCUAGGAAGCGUGUCGGGAAUGGUGGAGGAACUUCGAACUCAACAUUUGGAAGCUAGCGCUCAUGUUUACAAAGAGGAAGUUGGAGAUAACUUUAGUGAAAGUAAAUAG
Molecule: messenger RNA, 1896 nt
Organism: Nerophis lumbriciformis (worm pipefish)
Lineage: Eukaryota; Metazoa; Chordata; Actinopteri; Syngnathiformes; Syngnathidae
Source: RefSeq, a predicted model, not a curated record